This is a messenger RNA of Trypanosoma conorhini, 517 nucleotides long. RefSeq lists its product as uncharacterized. The transcript has a single exon. The annotation marks the transcript as partial. The record is from RefSeq and is a predicted model, not a curated record. Lineage: Eukaryota; Euglenozoa; Kinetoplastea; Trypanosomatida; Trypanosomatidae.
CCGUUUGCGUGGCCGUGUCGAACACUUCCGCCAACUCGCCUCCGAGGCAGCAGAGAGCAAAGUGGAGCGGGCACUCAUCGCGGUGCAGAGGCCGGUGGAGGGGUGGGGGCCGGCACUCGUCCACCACCGAGGCCGCCAUCCCCGGGCGCCCCAAUCACGGCACGCCGCCUCACCUCAAACACUUCUCGCCCUUUGGUGCGAACGCGCCCCCUCCCAACCGCCCUUGACAACCCGCCACACCCGCCCCCACCGCAGAGUGAACGCAGCAGCCGGCAAUGUACUCUCCCUCCCUCAGCGGGCACGGCCAGCCCUCCGCGGAGGCGAGUCCCGUCAGGAUGGGACGCGGUGCACGAAGCUGCGCAACGCUGUCCUGCAGUGGAGGAGUUGUCCCCUGCACCGUGCACGCCCCCCGACUGCGUUGGGGUGUGUGGCCCCGUUCCACCGCCGUCCGCACCGCCACUUCCCUCCCUCCCUUCAGCCGCAGGAAACCCCAAGACGUGGCUCCACUUCGCGUUGA